Messenger RNA from Felis catus (domestic cat), 4747 nucleotides. RefSeq names its product RNA binding motif protein 27 (gene RBM27). The record is from RefSeq and is a predicted model, not a curated record. Gene Ontology annotation, biological process: mRNA processing. Lineage: Eukaryota; Metazoa; Chordata; Mammalia; Carnivora; Felidae. Bases 155 to 3334 code for a protein of 1059 amino acids. Gene Ontology annotation, cellular component: nucleus. The transcript has 21 exons. Gene Ontology annotation, molecular function: metal ion binding; RNA binding.
UGUUAGGCCCCGGCCGGGGGAGUAGGUUGAAGUCUCCUAAGAUGCCCGGUGGGCUGGGGCACCGGGAGCUGUGAAGAGAGGGUGAGGAAGCGGCGAGGGGAGACCCGCGGCAGGCCUGAACAAGACCGGCGGCCGAGCCCGCCUUCCCUGCACCAUGCUCAUAGAGGAUGUGGAUGCCCUCAAGUCCUGGCUGGCCAAGUUACUGGAGCCGAUAUGUGAUGCUGACCCUUCAGCCUUAGCCAACUAUGUUGUAGCACUGGUCAAGAAGGACAAACCUGAGAAAGAAUUGAAAGCCUUUUGUGCUGAUCAACUUGACGUGUUUUUACAAAAAGAAACUUCAGGUUUUGUGGAUAAACUGUUUGAAAGUCUCUAUACCAAGAACUACCUUCCACCUUUGGAACCAGUUAAGCCUGAGCCAAAACCACCAGUCCAAGAAAAAGAAGAAAUUAAAGAAGAGGUAUUUCAGGAGCCGGCAGAGGAAGAACGAGAUGGCAGAAAAAAGAAGUAUCCUAGUCCCCAGAAGACUCGUUCAGAAUCUAGUGAACGAAGGACACGUGAGAAAAAAAGGGAAGAUGGCAAGUGGAGAGACUAUGACCGGUACUACGAGCGGAAUGAAUUGUACCGUGAGAAAUAUGACUGGAGAAGAGGCAGGAGUAAGAGCCGGAGUAAGAGCCGAGGCCUGAGUCGAAGCCGAAGCCGAAGUAGAGGGCGCAGCAAAGACCGGGAUCCAAGUAGGAAUGUUGCAGAGCACAGGGAAAGAUCAAAGUUCAAGAGUGAAAGGAACGACUUGGAGAGUUCCUAUGUGCCUGUGUCUGCACCACCUCCGAGCUCUUCUGAGCAGUACUCCUCUGGGGCACAGUCUAUUCCCAGCACUGUUACUGUGAUUGCACCUGCGCACCACUCUGAAAACACAACGGAGAGUUGGUCUAAUUACUAUAACAAUCAUAGCUCUUCCAAUUCUUUUGGUCGAAACCCACCACCAAAGAGGCGAUGCAGAGAUUAUGAUGAAAGAGGAUUUUGUGUACUUGGUGACCUUUGUCAGUUUGAUCAUGGAAAUGAUCCCCUGGUUGUUGAUGAAGUCGCUCUGCCAAGCAUGAUUCCUUUCCCUCCACCUCCCCCUGGGCUUCCUCCUCCACCACCUCCUGGAAUGUUAAUGCCUCCGAUGCCAGGACCAGGCCCAGGACCAGGCCCCGGCCCCGGCCCGGGUCCAGGUCCAGGUCCUGGACAUAGCAUGAGACUUCCUGUUCCCCAGGGACAUGGCCAGCCUCCACCAUCUGUUGUGCUUCCCAUACCAAGACCACCCAUAACACAGUCAAGCUUGAUAAACAACCGUGACCAGCCUGGGACAAGUGCAGUGCCCAAUCUUGCGCCAGUGGGAGCAAGACUACCUCCUCCUUUACCCCAGAACCUCCUUUAUACAGUAUCAGAACGACAGCCCAUGUACUCUCGUGAACAUGGUGCUGCUGCAUCUGAGCGACUUCAGUUGGGGACACCGCCUCCUCUGUUGGCAGCUCGUUUGGUGCCACCUCGAAACCUCAUGGGAUCCUCCAUUGGGUACCAUACCUCAGUCUCCAGCCCCACCCCUCUGGUCCCAGAUACAUAUGAACCAGAUGGUUAUAAUCCAGAAGCUCCUAGUAUUACCAGUUCUGGUAGAUCUCAGUACAGACAAUUCUUUUCCAGAACACAGACACAGCGCCCAAACCUGAUUGGCCUAACAUCUGGAGAUAUGGAUGCAAAUCCAAGAGCUGCUAACAUUGUCAUCCAGACUGAACCACCAGUUCCUGUUUCAAUUAAUAGCAACAUAACCAGAGUAGUUCUUGAACCAGAUAGCCGAAAAAGAGCUAUAAGUGGUUUGGAAGGGCCGCUCACAAAGAAACCUUGGCUGGGAAAGCAAGGGAAUAACAGUCAGAGUAAACCAGGAUUUUUGAGAAAGAAUCAGUAUACAAACACCAAAUUAGAAGUCAAGAAGAUCCCUCAGGAAUUAAACAACAUUACUAAACUCAAUGAACACUUCAGCAAGUUUGGAACUAUUGUGAACAUCCAGGUUGCUUUUAAGGGAGAUCCAGAAGCAGCCCUCAUCCAGUAUCUUACCAAUGAGGAGGCCAGGAAAGCCAUUUCCAGCACUGAAGCAGUUCUAAAUAACCGGUUCAUUCGAGUUCUGUGGCAUAGGGAAAAUAAUGAGCAGCCUGCAUUGCAGUCUCCAACACAGCUACUCCUGCAGCAACAGCAAACACUUAGUCACCUGUCACAGCAGCACCACCAUUUGCCACAGCACCUUCAUCAGCAACAAGUGCUGGUGGCCCAGUCCCCUCCCUCAACGGUACAUGGGGGUAUCCAGAAGAUGAUGAGUAAACCACAGACAUCCGGCGCAUAUGUUCUUAACAAAGUUCCUGUUAAACAUCGCCUUGGACACACAAGUGGUAACCAGAGUGAUGCAUCACACGUGUUGAAUCAGUCAGGUGGUGCUGGAGAGGAUUGCCAGAUAUUUUCAGCUCCAGGCCAUCCAAAAAUGAUUUACAGCUCCUCAAACUUAAAGACGCCUUCAAAACUUUGUUCAGGGUCUAAAUCUCAUGAUGUUCAAGAAGUUCUUAAAAAGAAACAGGAAGCAAUGAAGCUACAGCAAGAUAUGAGGAAAAAGAGGCAAGAAGUGCUAGAAAAACAAAUAGAAUGCCAAAAGAUGCUAAUAUCUAAGCUAGAAAAGAACAAAAACAUGAAACCAGAAGAAAGAGCAAAUAUAAUGAAGACUUUGAAAGAGCUUGGAGAAAAGAUCUCGCAAUUGAAAGAUGAAUUAAAAACAUCUUCCGCAGUCUCCACACCAUCUAAAGUUAAGACAAAAACAGAGGCUCAGAAAGAACUAUUAGAUACUGAACUGGACCUUCAUAAGAGGCUAUCCUCAGGAGAAGACACAACAGAGUUACGGAAAAAACUCAGUCAGUUACAGGUUGAGGCUGCACGAUUAGGCAUUUUACCUGUGGGUCGAGGAAAGACUAUGUCCUCUCAAGGUCGAGGAAGAGGCCGAGGCCGUGGAGGAAGAGGAAGGGGCUCGCUGAAUCACAUGGUGGUGGACCACCGCCCCAAAGCACUAACAGUAGGGGGAUUCAUUGAGGAGGAAAAAGAUGAAUUGCUUCAACAUUUCUCAACUGCAAACCAAGGGUCAAAAUUCAAAGACCGUCGGCUACAAAUAUCAUGGCACAAGGCCAAGGUGCCUUCUGUAUCCACUGAGACUGAGGAAGAAGAUGUCAAGGAGGAGGAAACGGAAACCUCAGAUUUGUUUUUGCAUGAUGAUGAUGAUGAGGAUGAAGAUGAAUAUGAGUCUCGUUCGUGGCGAAGAUGAAAUCUGAUUCGAGCUGUAUAAUUUUUAGGAAUAUUGUUUAGAAAAGAACAACUUUUUAAAAUUAUUUAAAGAAGUCAAUGAGCCAAAAAUUUUUUUUAUUUUUCUUUUCAACACAGUAGGUUUAAGGACAGCAAGUUUGCUAUUUAAACACAUCUCAUAACUGUUCAUGAUAUUAAAGCACCAAAGGCCUAGUGACUUUUACACAGUUGUGAAGAUCCACAGGGAUGAUACGGAUAAUCUCUAGAGCCUUAUUUUCCACACCACCUGUUUUGUUGCUAUUGGUGUUGGAUUAUGAUGUAAAUGACAGGGUGUUCAGAAAUUUUAUUUUGGAUUAUAAUCUGCUGAUAAAAUUUCAUUAAAUGUCAAAAUCGCCUGGAAUCUCUUAACUCUCAGCUGUUAUGGAUGGGUCGUCAGACAGAAGGAGAUAUUUGUAAUGAAAAUACCCUUUUGCUUUCAAGAGUUGUCUUGGAAGAAAAGUAGAUUUAUUUUAAUUUUUUUACUAUGGAGGAGCCCAGUUUGUAUUCAUUCUAAAUUUGGGGGGUGGGGGGUGUUGGUGUUCAGUACAAGUACUAUUUUAGCGUAAAUCAUAACAAACUCUGUAUUCUUAAAUGCUGUAAGGCAACAGUAGCUAGUUUCAUGGUAUUUUCAUUCUGUCGUCAUUAAUUCUCCUGGACUCAUGCUGCUGAUCCUUAGUUUGCUUUGAAAUUAGUGAGAAUGGGUUCAGUUGGUCCUUUUAAAAAAUAUUCCCAGAGUGUAAAAGUCUUUAAUCUGUUGCCCAUUUCUUGUCCCCAUUUUCUUUUUCUUGCCUUCUUAUUAAUAGGCCUGACUUACCCACUGUUGAGAUAAGUGAUUCUUUUGGGCCACCAAAAAGUCAGUCCCCAAUAAAAAGUUUAAACCAGCACCUUGAUAAAUAAGUGAUGUUUCGAUGAGAAUAAUGGAAGGAUUUGCGGGGGGUGGGGGGGGGGUGGGGGGAGAGUCACCAGCUUUUCCUUUUUCGUUUUUGAAGCUUCAGUUUAGUUAGUAGUUACAAAAGAGGGUUACAAAGUGUCUGAAAUUCUUUUCCUAAAUUUAAACUAUGAUGGUGAGGUGACUGGGGAUAGGGUGGGGGUGGGGUGGGGUAGGGUGAUGGGUAUGCUAGUAAUAAAUGGGAGUCAUAACUUGACUUUGAUCAGAUGACUUUAUAUUUUCAUAAUUUUGUAGCUUGUUGCUAUCCAUGAACAUAUGCAUCCUUCAAUAGACAGUUUCCUUCACUGUGUGCAUUUUUACUGUACACUGUAUAGAGUAGAUUAUCUGUUAAGUAAAAUAUAUAUGUAAAUUUAUGUCCUUGUGUUCUGAAUGUUAGAUGGAAAAGCAGAGGAGCAACACUACACUGUAUUGACCCCUGGGAAAAUAAAGUGAUUAAUGUACAUAGGA